This is a messenger RNA of Scutellospora calospora, 277 nucleotides long. The record is from the annotation of a GenBank genome assembly. Lineage: Eukaryota; Fungi; Glomeromycota; Glomeromycetes; Diversisporales; Gigasporaceae.
GGCUCUUUUAGACCAGGAUGAAGAUAUUGAAAUUUACACUUAUGAUGUAAAUACCUUUAUUGUCAUUGGUCAUCCUCCUAUCCCAUAUAAUGAACGUCAUAAGUCCAAGUGUCAUUAUCAUCGUACAAUAUAUAAACGUCGUCAUCCCGUAAUUUACAGCAAACGUCAAUAUGGUAGUUCGGAAAAUUCUACAUCUUUUGCAUCAAUCUCGAAAAAUAAGAAUUGGUAUUCUUCUUUAUUGAUCAUUAGUGUUUUGAUUAUUAGAUCCUAUUUAUAA